UCCACAAUUCUGUUAGCUGCAGUUAAAGAACACGCAAUGGAUCUACCAGUGAAGCGGCUCAUAUUCGGUCUGUGCAUAUUUGUGGGCAUCUGGAGUUGCCAAAUCGUUGAAGUAAACAGCUCUGGCUGCCAUUAUUUCAGCAAAGACCAGCUGGACUGGUUCGAUGCCCUGUAUUUCUGUCAGCGUUUGAAAAUGUGUUUGGCUGACAUGAGCACAAGAGUUUCCUUCGAGGAGCUCGAGAAUAAACAGACGGAACGCGCAGAAUUUUGGAUCGGCUUGAACGUGUAUGAGAAACUCGACUUUUCAUACGUAUCCAAUAACAAGAUCAAGCAAUACGUGCCGCCUCAAUCGGAACUUUCGUUAGACAAAGCCUGUGCGUACAUAAAACCUCUAGCAAGUGGUUCGUACGCCAUUGGCACAAGCAGUUGCGGGAGGGUCAAACGAUUUGUGUGCACCCCGACCAUAAGGUGCAAUGGAAUUGCGACGAACAGCAGUACAGUUUUCAGCCAAGCCCACAACAUUCCCUGCAAGAUGAGCGCUGAAGUAACCAACAUAAUUGCUCUCCAAAAGCCAUGAACUUUUACUGCUUACAGCUGCUGCUAUUUUAAUAAAUUACUCUGGCUCAGAACCACUCA
Molecule: messenger RNA, 635 nt
Organism: Drosophila subobscura
Lineage: Eukaryota; Metazoa; Arthropoda; Insecta; Diptera; Drosophilidae
Exons: 2
Coding region: 37-576 (179 amino acids)
Source: RefSeq, a predicted model, not a curated record